CAAGCGCCAACCUUGGGCAGGAUGGAGGUGCCCGGGGUCGCCGACCCUGAGGGGCACGGCGAGCUGCGACCUUUGAAACCGUGUCUGUUGCGCCGCAACCACAGCCUCGAGCAGUACGGCGUGGCGGCCUCCUGCUUGGAGGAGCUCAGGAGCAAGGCCUGUGACAUCCUGGCCAUCGACAAGGCCCUGACCCCGGUCACUCUGGUCCUGGCUGAGGAUGGCACCAUAGUGGAUGAUGACGACUACUUCCUGUGUCUGCCUUCCAAUACGAAAUUCGUGGCCUUGGCCAGCAACGAGAAGUGGAUAUACAGCAACUCAGAUGGAGGCACGGCGUGGAUUUCCCAGGAGUCCUUCGAGGUCGAUGAGACAGACAGUGCAGCGGAGUUAAAGUGGAAGAACGUGGCCCGGCAGCUGAAAGAAGACCUGUCCAGCAUCGUCCUCCUGUCCGAGGGGGACCUCCAGCUGCUCGUGGACGUGCCUUGUGCUGAGCUGGCUCAGGAACUCCACCAAAGCUGUGCGGCCGUGCAGGGACUCCAGAACGCGCUGCAGCAGGUGCUGGACCAGAGGGAGGAGGCCCGCCAGUCCAGGCAGCUCCUGCAGCUCUACCUCCAGGCUCUAGAGAAGGAGGGCGGCAUCUUGUCAGGACAGGAAGAGACCAGCGCCACCUGCAGCGAAGAGACGGAUGUGGUCGACACAGGGGUCAGCAGCGAGCUCUCCUCCGAGGUGACCCUCACGAACCGGCUGCUUCGCACGCUGCGGGAGAAUCCUGCCCCAGAGCUGAGCUUGUCCAGUGAGGAGCUGGAGCUGGUUGCCAAGGAAGACCCCACAGCGCUGGCUGCAACUUUGAGCUGGGACAGAGAGAAGACGGAAGCCCUGCAGCGGGCCUGUGAGCGGGAGCUCGCCCUCCGCCUGCAGCAGGUGCACAGCCUGCGGGCACUCAGGAAAGUUUCAACCAGGAAGAAUCUUCUGCCAGAGGAACCUUCUGCCGGAAGUAAACGGGCCAGGCCAGACCCGACAUAGUGACCGAGGAAAGAUGCUAAGGAAGACCCUGGCCUCGCGUUCCAGUCUCGGUAGAAGCCUUCAGCCUGGGCUUGGCGCAAUAGCCUAGUGGUUAAAGUCCUUCCCUUGCAAACACCUCAGGAUCUCAUAUGGUCGCUGGUUCU
Ochotona curzoniae (black-lipped pika) is the source of this 1163-nucleotide messenger RNA. RefSeq names its product DNA fragmentation factor subunit alpha (gene DFFA). The coding region runs from base 22 to 1020 and encodes 332 amino acids. Gene Ontology annotation, molecular function: deoxyribonuclease inhibitor activity. The transcript is spliced from 6 exons. The record is from RefSeq and is a predicted model, not a curated record. Gene Ontology annotation, biological process: apoptotic process; regulation of apoptotic process; apoptotic DNA fragmentation. Lineage: Eukaryota; Metazoa; Chordata; Mammalia; Lagomorpha; Ochotonidae.